This is a messenger RNA of Megalops cyprinoides (Indo-Pacific tarpon), 2544 nucleotides long. It is a transcript of the gene lgals3a, whose product is annotated as lectin, galactoside binding soluble 3a. Bases 141 to 965 code for a protein of 274 amino acids. Gene Ontology annotation, cellular component: immunological synapse; nucleus. Gene Ontology annotation, biological process: negative regulation of extrinsic apoptotic signaling pathway; positive regulation of calcium ion import; macrophage chemotaxis. Lineage: Eukaryota; Metazoa; Chordata; Actinopteri; Elopiformes; Megalopidae. Gene Ontology annotation, molecular function: laminin binding; carbohydrate binding; IgE binding. The record is from RefSeq and is a predicted model, not a curated record. The transcript is spliced from 4 exons.
AAGUGAGCUCAGUGCCUACAAUAAGUUUACGCUCCCGGAGAAGCACUUCCUUUUGACAAACUAGUGUUUAUUACUUUCUACAUUAUUUUGAGGGGUUCGCUUUUCUCGAACAUUAAAGGAGGAUAACUUUUCGCUCGAAUAUGGAUGACUUUUCUCUUGCUGAUGCCAUAGUGGACGAUGUCCCUGGCAAAGCACCCAAAAUGGGCAACACAAAUCCAGCUGCCCCAGCCAACAGUGCUCCACCUGCUGUAAACCCAGGCUGGCCUGGUGCUGCCCCAGGAGCCCCAAGCUUCCCCCCCUCUUCUGGUCCAGCCCAGCCUUCUGCUCCAGGAGCAUACCCAGGGGGAUCCCAGCCUUCUGGUCCCGGGGCACCUGGUCAGUACCCUGGAGGUCCUGCUGGUCCUGGACACUUUCCACCUGGACCUGGAGCACCUGGGCAGUAUCCUGGAGCACCUUCGGCCCCUGGAGGGUUUCCCUCUGCACCUGCAAUUCCAGGGCAGUAUCCCUCUGGGCCUGGAGACCCUGGACAGUUCCCAGCAGGGCCUGGGGCCCCUGGACAGUUUCCUUCUGCGCCAGGACAGUACCCUUCCGGAGGAGGCGCCCCACUCCCCUUCCCAUCUGGAGUCCCCGGACAGUUUCCUCCUGGCCCUGGUGCUCACCCAGGACCAUAUCCUAACAUGCCCUAUCCUGGAGGGCAGCCUCCAGCAGGUCCAUAUGGCCCUGGAGCUCCUGGUGCCUUCCCCCCUGCGUCCAACUCUGGCGCUUUUCCUGGCUUUCCUGGUGGGGCCUUCCCUCCCAUACCACCUGGUGGCUGGGGCCCACCUUCCAGCGGAGGAUUCCCAGCCCAGCCCGGCCUCCCUGGCUCUUUUGGAACGAACCCCAUGGCACCAUACCCAAACCCAGCAUUUGGUGGACCUGUUGCUCCUGGAGGAAUGUUGCCCAGACAUAAUCCACCAUACUUUUGAGCGCAGCGAUAUAUCUUCAGCUUUUUGUCGGAUGAAGACAUCACUUCAGUGCUGUUGCUCUGUGUUGCUGGGUCCCAUUAAGCUCAGUUUAGUUCCCUAGUGAUCUGGGUUAACUGAUGAUCACAAAAAGUUGGCCCACACACAAUCAUGGCUGACCAGAACAAGGACCGCAUGCUUUCAACCAAUUGUAAUAAAUCAUUUAACCAUAUUUGCUAUGUUAUCCUUAUGCUGUCUUAAUGAAACACAUGAGUAUAUUGCCAAACAAUUUUAUGUGGGCUUAUUUAAUAAAAACCAAAUAAUGUAGUUUUGGGAGGAAUCAGUGAAGAACCUGUAUAUUUGUUAGCAUCAGUGUCAAUGGUUCAUCCAUUGACUUGUAUUGAAUAAUUUUUGUACAGCAGUAAACAAUCUUAUGUUUUCAGACCAGAGCUAAGUGAUCAUCUGUAUUUAUUGAUUAUUGGGUUUUUUUGGCUGUGAAUGAAUUAAUGAUCUCAUGUAUGUGGGAUCGAUUUAUUAAUUUAUGGAUUUUACACAAGACCAGAAGUCUGCACAAAGAUGGAGUCAACAAAAGUGAAAUUUGUGGAAGAUAAUUCUUGGGAAAGAAGAAUAUUGUUGACACUUCUCCUGGCCUGGAAUAAGUUGAACAAUGCGUGGAAAAUAUGAUGCUUAUAGGGAAUUGUAGAUGGAGAUACUGAAAAAAUCAUGCAAGUUUUUGCAUAGAUAAGCAAAUAUGUAAGUCCUGAAUUUAUGGGUAUGGACAAACUAUGGGCCUGAGAAAUGCAUGCAAUAUAAAAAGGGUAGGAAAGAUACAGAAAGAACACAAGACAUUGGCAAUGUAAUUGUUUUUUGUAUCCCAGCAAGAGGAGACAGGUGAGUUGGUGUCCCUGCACAGUUGGUUCAUGGUGGGACUUACAGUGGGCUUGUAACAAUAUAUCAUUGGCUCUGGAGUGUGGUACCACAGAGCCUGAAACAAUUUGCUGAGCUGCAAGAAGCUUUUUUCCACAAUACCAGAGAUCUGCUCAUCCCACGUGAAGUUAGAUGUAAUGUCCCAACCAAAUUUGUAAAACAGAAAAUUUGUCUUUUAUUGAUUAGUGGUUACAUAUCAGUAUUUUUCUGUUGUUUUACUAGAUCGAUCCAUUAUCAUAAACAUAACCUGGUCAAGUUUAGUCAACACUGUAAACAUAGUUGAGAGUAAAUAUGAUUUUCUUUAUGUACAGGAAAAACUGAGUGGGACACUAGCAUGGAUUUAAUGAGCAGAAGAUUGAACAUUGUCUACAGCAAAAAUGUGUCACACUAGCUCAGUGUUUGAGAUUAGUUCAGAAAAUAUGAGUUGCUGACAAACUCAUAAGAGAUGAGUCUUCUUCAAAAGCCGGAGAAGUGAUCCUAUUCUGGUGUUCGGUGACUAUAUUUACAUGCAUGCAGUUUUCUAGUUUUUGGUCCUUACCCUGACUACUGGCAGCAGUAUGGUGAGUGGUAAGGAGCAGGACUUGUAACCCAAAGGUUGCUGGUCCAAUUCCCAUGUAGGCCACUGCUGUUGAAUCCUUGGGAAAGUUACUCAACCUGUAUUGCUUCAGUAAAUAUC